This is a messenger RNA of Ustilago hordei, 6627 nucleotides long. RefSeq lists its product as uncharacterized. Bases 1 to 6627 code for a protein of 2208 amino acids. Gene Ontology annotation, biological process: Golgi organization; COPII vesicle coat assembly; autophagy. The record is from RefSeq and is a predicted model, not a curated record. Gene Ontology annotation, cellular component: ER to Golgi transport vesicle membrane; endoplasmic reticulum exit site. The transcript has a single exon. NCBI's taxonomy places the organism in Eukaryota, Fungi, Basidiomycota, Ustilaginomycetes, Ustilaginales, Ustilaginaceae.
AUGAGCAGCUCACCACCAAUCUCGGACGACAAGCCUGCCUCUUCUGUCGAAGCGUCGUCCACGAUCGUUGCUUCUCCUUCUACGGCAGACCAGGAUACUAAUGCUUCAGCAUCUUCAUUGCAGUCGCCUUCGACAACACCGCACAAGAAGGGCCAUGCGCCUAAGCCUAGUAUCGGCAUCGCUGCUUCGCUGUUCGGGUCUGGAGGUGACGAUGACCCCUUCUCGAGCAUUACCGCUUCCAGCACCACGCCUUCACUUUCGCAGCUAGAUGAGACGGCGGCAGAAGAGCCAGACCUCUUCCGCUCCUCUGCAGCAGCUGAUACACAUAGCAACAAUGGCACAUCCACCGAAACAGCUUCUGCUGACCCUCUCACUUCGAUCUUCGGCCUGGAACCAGUCUCAUCGCAACCUGCCUCGACAAACGCCAAAGCAGUCAAAGCAGCCAUUCAGCCUACCGCCACUACUGGCGAGAGCCUGACAGUGCCAUAUGGCGACGGAAAGGCGAGCGGUCCCUCCUCAGGCCCAGCCUCUCCCGGUGGUCUCUUUGCCGACACGGGCUAUCAAGAUGAUUGGCUUGCAUCAGCAGAUGAUCAGAGCCAGUCGACUACAGCUGCGCCUACGAAUGGAGAUGGGCCAGCGACGCAGGAAGCUGUCCCUUUUCGAGCUUCCGAUGGCGGUCAACGCUCCUUGUCUUGGCUCUAUCAGGAGGAUACAAAGCCUUCUAUCGCUCCAGAGCCACAAUACGACGCUUACGGUCGUCCCAUUGCCAGCGAGAUCGUGGCAUAUCAACAGGAGCAAUACCAUCAGCAGCAGGAGUACGGCUACGAUCAACAACAGCAAGGUUAUGGCUACGAUCAACAGCACCAAGGAUACGAUUAUCAGCAGCAGGGCUAUGACUCAUCGCAGCAAACAUACGACUACCAGCAACAGGGCUAUGAUCAGAACCGUUACGCGCAGCAAGGCUACGACCAAGGAGCAUAUGGUCUGCAAACUUCUGCUCAGCAGGACUACACUCAUCAGGGCUACGACAAUCAACAAGACUACGCUCAGCCCGAUUCAGCUCAACAAGCGUACGAUCCUUCCAGCUACGAUCGGCAGUCGUAUUCCAACUACGCUCCUGCCGACCCCUAUGCUCCUGCCUCGUCUGCCUACGUCAACGAUGCUGCUACACAGAGCUACGACCCGAGUGCAUAUGCUUCUGAUCCCAACUACCAAGCAGACGCACAAUACGGUUCAGCCGGCGCACAGUACGGCACCACCGAGGACCCUUCGUCCAGCUACGCACGUUAUGCUCAAAACUCAGGCUACAGUUACGAUGCCCCGCCGCCUGCUCUUCCUGCGUUUGAUGCUCAGUUAGAUCAAACUCAGGGCUCGCAAGAUCCCUAUGCAUCCUACUCAGCAUACGGCAGUCAAGACCACGCACCCGACCUCACGGCCGAGCACCAACAUCAACCGCAAUCGCAGAACACUGAUCCUUCCGCGCAGCAGCAAGAUCCUGCAUACGAUCCUAAUGCUCCUCAGCAACAACAGCAACAGCAGCAACAGCAGCAGCAGCAGCAGUGGACCGAUGAGAGCUACGUAUACGGCUCUCAGCCAUCACAAUCACAAACGUCCGGAUACGAUAGCUACGGUGCAGCCAGCGAUCCUAGCGGUCAGGCAUCCGCACGUGCUGCUAGCCCAUGCGAUCCACCUGGAGCCGCUCCUCCCUCGUCUACGAGCGCUUCCUCCAACAACGUAUACGCUCUUUCUCCAACGAACUCAUCACAGAGCGCUGCCUUGCCGCCACCUCCCAAAGGUCCGCCCAAGGGACCUCCCAGGGGGCCCUCUCGCGGCACUUCGCGCACUGCCUCUCGCAACGCUCACAGUGCUACCGGCUCGUCUUCGUCUCCGGCUUUUGACUCUUCGACACCGCCAAGGUGUCACUCCGCUGCCGUCUCACUAGAGCAGGAAAGUCAGGAUGUGCCUUCGCCUGCCUGGCCGAAUCAAGCCGAGACUCCUCAAAAGCGGUCAGAAUACCAGACCGGCGCCACUGACACGCCGCCUACCACGUACAAGCGUCCUGCUUCUUCGUGGGUCGACUCGCUCGAGCAAGCCGCUGCUACGCCUCCUGCUUCCAAUGGUGAUGACGGUCCGCUUCCCACCCUCACUGUCACUGACGAGUUUGACAACAAUGGCUACGAUGGCAAAGUUGGUGAGGAUGCAUACGGCCAAGAGGCUCGUCACGGUGCUGUUAAUGAUGCUGCCAACGCUUUCGAUCGUCUCAAUCUCGAUUCCAACCAGCAUGUCAACGCGGGCGCGGGUACUGGCUACGACUACGAAGGCGGCUACGCUGAUGAGGAUGGCUUCACACGCGAUGCAGACGAUGCUACUCCCAAAACUCAGCCUCAUUCAAACACUCCUGCACAGAACGGCUCUGGCUGGAACGAAUACAGCGAGGAGGGCGAACAGACGACUUCGACUGCCACAACCUACGACCCUUAUGCUUCUUACAGCUUGCAGCAGCCGCAAACCGGCUCAGACGAGCCAAAACAGACCGAAGACUCUUACAGUGCUCAUGCGUAUGGCUCAGAGCAGGAUGCGAAUGGCUAUGGCUAUGCUCCUCGCUCUGAUCUAAACGGAGCUGCCGACGAUGGUCAACACGCUUAUACGCCGAGCGCGAAGGGCGAGGAAGACGCUGAGGCUAGGACGCCCUUGGCCUCUCAUGGCGAGCAAGGCAGCUGGCUCGGUUCCAGUUCGUCAGCCUACGGAAACGACGCAGCACCCGACCCGUACAGCCCAGCAGCUGUCGGCAACAAUGUCUACGCGCCACCCUCAAACGCCACUGCUGAUCCUUACUCAAGCUACAAUCCGUAUGGUCCCGCUUCUGCCAACGACCAAGCUUCUGAUCCGUAUGCUGCCGACGACACCCAUGGCCGGGCGUCCCAAAGCCUUGCUCCCAGCACGGACGACACAAAUGCAAGAUACGGACAGGCUUCAGAACAACGCGAUGAGGCUGAUGUUUUCGAUCAUGGCAACCGUGUUGGUUCGCCUCAGCAGUACGGCCUCAACAGCCCAUACGGUAUGCCACCGUCGCCUUAUGCGCCACCCGAUCAGUACGCUUCUCGCACUGCUGGUGCUGGCGAAGGCCCUCACAGCGCCGCCAACGACUCACCGUCGCAGGCGGCUUCGGAGGCGUCGGCCGACAUGCUUCAGACAAUGCGCAAUGCCACUAUCCCAGUUGCCAGCUUCGGCAUUGGUGGCAAGCUCGUCAGCUACUUCCCUAUCUCCCGCGGCUCUUCUGGUGCUGACGGCACAGACGCAGCGGGCAGCUCAGGAAAUGUCUACGGAUCGUACUCGUACAAUGCUUCUAGCUACCCGACCAGAGUCAACAUCCAGGCGCUCUCGUCGCACGUCCCAUCGUCCGCCUACGCAUCUGCUUUCGAUCCGUUCACCUUCCCUGGUCCUGUCUUUGAAGGUGCCGCUGGCACCAACGCACUCUCCCGAGCUACAGGUGCAGCCUCGGCGAACAAGAGCAAGAAGGCAGCGCUCAUCAAGCAUCUUGACGAGCGCGUACAGGAGCUUUCUGCUGGUCUAGGCUAUCUCCGACGACGCCCAUCCUUCUCCGCCCUAGCUGCAGGCUCCCAGCAAGGCGCUCCGGAACAGGGCAGUGAGCUUGACGCACGUCGAACCGAAGACAAAGUAUUGCUGCUGCGUCUGCUCAAGUUUCUUGUCGAGAACGACGGCCAGACAAGCUCGACCGCGUUUGAGCAGGGUGUCCGAUCGUUGAUCGUUGGUCCUGAUGCUCAAGAAUCUACUGCGGCCGGUGGAUUUGCUAUGUCCGUCAGCUCGACUGCACAAAGCGACCAAGCAGAGGGUACCGUCAUCACCUCGCACGAGCUGCGUAGCGACUUCUUGCAAAAGGUGCAAACCAUGCUGCUGCGAGGUGAGCGCCGCCAGGCUGUCGAAUACGCUGUGGCCCAAAAGAUGUGGGCUCAUGCCAUGACGAUUGCCAGCUGUGUCGAUAAGGAAUGCUGGAAGGAGGUCGUCAGUGAGUUUAUCGAGCAGGAAGUCGUUGCCGCUGAGGCUUCCCUGAGCAGUCAAGGUCAGGGCGAUCUCCAAGGCCUCAAGGUUGCUUACAACGUCUUCUCGGGUCAAGACCCCGUGUCGAUCUUUGAUCUCUUCCGGACCAAGACACAGCUCGGACAGGUUGGCGGCUUGCAGCCGGCUCCUACUGAGGCAACGACUGUUUCGACAGCGCUGCCUAGCUGGAAGGAGUCUGCGGCAAUCGUUGCAAGUAACCGUAGCCCAAGCGACUCUGCAGCUCUGACAGCCAUCGGUGAUGGCCUGUGUACACGUGGCUUGCUUGAAGCUGCACACUUCUGCUACCUGCUUUCGCCUUCGACCUCGCCUAUCGGUGGUGCAGACACGACCGGCGUUCGCUUCACCUUGCUUGGUCUCGCCAAUCCUAAGGGCUCGACCACGUUCCUGCAGGACCUGGACGGCAUUCUCAUGACCGAGGUGCUUGAGUUCGCCCAAGGGCUCGUGCCAGCCGCCAAGGGUCAAGAAGCUUUUGCAGGCAUCCCGCAUUUGCAAGCCUACAAGCUCGUCCACGCACAGCAGCUGGCCGACCUCGGCGAGACAGCCAAAGCGCAGCGAUAUUGCGAAGCCAUUGCACAGUGUCUCAAGCAGAUCAAGCACUCGCCAUACUUGCACUCGACGCUGCUGUCCCAGUCAAAGCAACUCUCGGACCGACUUGUGGGCGCACCACACGCAGGACCUGGCGGCAACUGGGUGACGCGCAAGAUGCAGCGUCCCACGCUCGAUGGUGUUUGGGGCGCUCUCGAAGGCCGCUUUACCAAGUUCAUCGCUGGUGAGGAAGGAGGCAUCGAGGCAGACUUGCCCAACAAGAACAGCAAGGGCUCGGUCUCUUCGAGUGUUGGUCCCUUCUCGCACUAUAGCGCCAUCACACCAGAUGCAGCUUCGGGAGGCAUGACAAGGCAACAGUCGUACAGCGAGCUGCGUACGGGAUCACCGAGCGUUCCAACCUCCCGCUCUGGCUCUGCUAUGGACUUCCGCAAUGUUACAAAGCCGGCUGCAUCGCCGAAGCAUCGCGCGUCCUCAGCACUGUCGAUGCGACCGCUCGCCUCGGGCCCAUAUGAAAAUUGGCUGCCGCAAAGAGGGUCGACCAACGGCAACGGCCACGAAGCAGUCAGCAACUACGAGCGCGAUAGUGUGCGCUCUAGCUCGGAGGCGCCAGCGAACGCUUACGGCUACGGUGCCAGCCUGCAGGGCGGUCCAGGUCAAGGCUACGGUGUUGGACACGACACGCAGACGUCCGAGUUCUCGACGGCAUCCUCGACCUACGGUGGACAGGCUGAGACGAGUUUUACCUCUGACACUGCACCAUGGCACGGCAAUGCUAGCGGUCAAAGUGGACGUGAUGCUGAGAGCUCUGGUCGUCCAAGCACGGAUGCCAACGGACCCCGUGCUGGCUCCGAAGCUGGCUAUGGCGGAUAUGGAGACUACGGAGGCUAUGGCGGCUAUGGCGGCUAUGGCGGAUACGGCUCAUAUGGUGAGCACGGACAGGGAGACGAGGCUGGCGGCGAGGAGCAAGGCGACACGAGCGGCUAUUCGGCUACUGGUCAAGCUCCGUUCUACGGCUACGAUCCUCACGGAGCCCAGAAGCCGCAGUUCGUCAGCAAUGUCGCUCCUGAAGGUGCUCUUGAGAUUGGAGAGGAAGGCGGCUUCGUGUCGCCAUUCGAUGCGCUCUCGUCGAACAGCCGCACGCCUCAGCCCUCAUCUCAAGGCAACCAAUACGCGUCUUCGUACGGGCGGAACGACGCAGAGGAUGACAUGGAUGAGGAAGACGACGAUCUUGGAUUGGGAAAUGCGAGCAGCCGUCGCAAGGCGAGCAACGCCGGUGGCCCGGGUGCAGGGAGCUCGGAAGCGGGUGAUGCAUCACGCCGUGACAGCACGACCAGCUCUGCUGCUGGUCCGAGCAGACAGAGCGAUGCAGGCAGCAAGAAGGACGAUGCGGGAAGCAGCGGCGGGGGCAACGAUGAUGACAAGAAGCCGGAGCUCAAGCCAUCUGCAUCUUGGUUUGGCCGUCUGUGGGGUCGCAGCUCUUCGACCGACAGUGCUGGGCAGCAAGCCAAGGCUAAAGCUAAGAAGGCGCAUCUUGGUGAAGAAACGAGCUUUGUCUAUGACAAGGAGCUCAAGCGAUGGGUCAACAAGAAAGCCGGCGACAGCGGUAGUGUGGCUAGUACGCCUCCGCCCCCACCACCUCCCGCAAGAGCCCAGUCUGCCAGCCCAGCAUCGGUUGACCGUAGCGCUGGAGCAUCGAGUGCGCCGCCGAUGCGAGGCCCGCCCAUGGCCGGCUUCACAAUGGGUCGAGCCACACUUCCUAUCAGUGAGGGAAGCUCUGGACUGGCACCUAACCGAGGACCUCCCGGUCUGAGGGGUUUGACGAGGGCAAGGAGCAACCUGGCAGAUCACUCUAUGCCGCCUGCUGCUCAGCCUCCAAUGAGUGGCAGAGCAUCGGGUACAUCGACGCCUGCAGGUGUGGGAUCGCCGCCCCCUCCUGGAGGCUCUAGGACGGGUACAGUCAAGAAGAGGCCCAUCAAGAGUCGAUACGUUGUGGUCGACUAA